AUGGAUUUGGGCAUGGUUCAUACAACGCAUCUGGGCUACGGACAGAUUCGAAAGUUUACGAUUACAUCAUUUAAAAAGACUGGAAUUAAAGUCUAUGAUUGCCUGCUUUAUCCUCAUUACUUUGCCUUUACAAAUAGCGAUAUUUGUUGUAAAUUGCAGGUAUAUGACGUAUCGUUUGUUAUACUGAGGUAUGACGAAUCUUACAUCGCGAUCAAGUUUGACGGUCUUGAAUGGAAACCAAUACCCACAGACAAUGUCUCAUCAAGCGCUAAUGGAGACUACAAAGUAGUAGAAAGACCAGCUGAUAUGUGGUCCGAGACCCAUCAGAGAAUUCGGACAGUGAUGCAGUUUUUGUUAUGUUUCUGUUUCUCUGCACAAACAGGGUCACUAUAUUUAGUGCAAGCAUUUUGGAGUCACUUGGCCAGUCAAUGGGGAAAUGCACCGUUUGUUGGAUCUUUAGAGCUUAAAAUUUAUUUUGUCUGGGUUGUGUUGUCUGCGGUUAUACUACCUGCAUCACUCUUGAUAUCGAAAGGUUACAAUCCCACGUACUUGUCUGAGACAGUCCCCGAGUUUGUCUUCUCCAUUCAAUUAACAGUCUUAUUCAUGAUUGCGUUGCGUAAUGACAGGAAAAUGCGACGGCUAUUCGCUGUCGUACGCGAGAAUCCAACCAUACGCGAAACGAUAUUUCAACUCACGUAUUUUAUCGAAAUGAACAAAUAUCUUAUGAUCGGUAUCGCAGCGCUGUGUGUAAGCAUGAUUUUAUUAUGUCUGAACAUGUUUAUAAGGGAAUCACACUUUGCCACGAUGAUAUUCUGGCCAGAUUUGCUAAUGGCAGUAUUCAACUUUGGUGUCUUCUUACUUUGGGUGUUGAUGAUUAUGAUUGUCUAUCCGAGAUACUACAUAACUGGUUUGGUCGACAACAAUACGCUAUCAACUAGAGCGCUCAGUCGAUUAAGCACAACCGUCGAUCGAAAAACUCGACAAAAGCCUAGCGUAAGCAAUCAAGUAACUGUAAAGAAAUCUAUUGAUCGAACACAUCAGAGAUACAGCUUGAGUAGUCCUGAUUCACAAUUAAAUACGGCCACAAUUGCAUGCAGAACUAGUCGUGGCGAUCGUACAUCAGUCAAUCGAGCGACACGCUCAACUUUAACGACCGUAUUUGAACACAACUGA
Paraglomus brasilianum is the source of this 1173-nucleotide messenger RNA. The record is from the annotation of a GenBank genome assembly. NCBI's taxonomy places the organism in Eukaryota, Fungi, Glomeromycota, Glomeromycetes, Paraglomerales, Paraglomeraceae.